CUGUAGCACCAGCAGCACUGUGCAGAAAGUUAUGGGUGCGUUUGGUUGCCUGGGAGCCCAGCACUGAGACUCACUGAGACUGACACAGACCCAAUGCAAGGGUUAAUGCUCUCCUCUUCUGCUCAGAGGCAGAGAAGGCUAGCAGAGGGAUCAAUCUGAUUACAGCUGAAGGAGAGGAAAGAUGCGCUUGCUUGUCUGCUUGCUGCCUGGCUCUGGUGGUUGAAGGUUAUGUGUGAGGGUGGCUUUCUUUUCUAUUUUUUUUCUUCGUUUUUUGCAGAUCUUGGAGCACCGGACAGGACCGGGGAUGGUCUUGCAUUUGCAUUUAAGGAUUUUUCACCUGUGGACCUGACUCCGCAAGCCUGCUGCUGUCUCCCCGCAUCCAAGAAGAACACACCUGGGCUCCAAGCACCCACCGCCUCCCUCCUCACACUGCCUUCAUCUCUCCGGCAAGAGUAUCACACAGGGAGCUAAAACACAGACUGAUCGUUCGGCUUAAGGACAAUCAUCCCCCCACCACCUCCCUCUUCUGCAGAGCGGCACCGGCGACAGCAGGAGCUGGACCGUUCUGCACCUCGGCUGGGAGCGGUAACCUUGCAGUUGACAGAUCAGAAAGAAUAAAGAGUCGGGAGAGUGGAGAGCGAAGCCUACAGCUGGGAGGACUGACAGGAGCAUGUGGAUACUGGUCGUCGUCUUGUUCCACAGCAUCUUAAAUGUUUCCAGUGAAGAUCUACACGCCAGCCUAUAUUUUGUCAAUGCAUCUCUGCAAGAGGUAGUAUUUGCUAGCACCACGGGGGCACUGGUACCGUGUCCUGCAGAAGGAGUCCCCCGUGUGGUGCUCAGAUGGUACCUAGCAACGGGCGAGGAGAUCUACGAUGUCCCUGGGAUCCGCCACGUCCACCCCAAUGGCACUCUCCAAAUAUUCCCCUUCCCUCCUUCAAGCUUUAAUAACUUAAUCCAUGAUAAUACUUACUAUUGCACAGCUGAGAACCCUUCAGGGAAAAUCAGGAGUCAGGAUGUCCACAUUAAGGCCGUUUUACGAGAAGCCUAUACGGUCCGAGUGGAGGACCAGAAAGCCAUGAGAGGCGGCGCAGCAGUUUUCAAGUGCAUUAUAUCCUCCCCGGUGGAGGCACACGUUUCGUGGGAGAAGGACACAGUCUCACUUGUCUCAGGAUCUAGAUUUCUCAUUACAUCAUCGGGAGCCUUGUAUAUAACAGAUGUACAGAAUGAAGACGGAUUAAAUAAUUACCGAUGUACCACGCGGCACAAGUAUACCGGAGAAACGCGCCAGAGUAACAGUGCCAGGCUGACUGUUUUAGAUCAGGUAAAUUCCGCCCCAACCAUAAUUGCUAAGUUCGAGCACAUCAUAGUCAUGGCAGGCCAAGGAGCGGAGCUUCCGUGUAAGGCAUCCGGGUACCCCAUACCAAAUUCCCGCUGGCUGAAGGAUAACGUUCAGCUUGAGAUGGACAACAGAUUCCAGAAAACAGUGGUUGGUUUGCUGAUUGAAAACACCAGGCCCUCGGAUUCCGGAACUUACAUCUGUGAGGUCUGGAAUGCAUAUGGCAAUGCUGAAGUGAUAGGAACGCUGUAUGUAAAACAACCCCUGAAGGUGACAAUCAGCCCGCGUAAAGUGAAAACCAGCGUUGGAAGCCAGGUUUCAUUGUCCUGCAGUGUGACGGGCACGGACGACCCUGACAUUACGUGGUACAGGAACGGCGAGAUUGUCAACGCUGGGAACAAUGUUAGAAUCACAGGCGUCAAACGAGAAACCCUCAUUAUGGACGGAAUGGCAAAAAGUGACAACGGGGCUUACCAGUGCUUUGUGCGCAAGGACCGGAUGUCUGCUCAGGACUAUGUGCAGGUGGUGCUGGAAGAUGGAACGCCAAAAAUAAACUCCGCUUUUAGCGAGAAAGUGGUAAGCCUCGGAGAACCGGUGUCCCUAGUGUGUAACGUGAAAGGUACCCCCCUACCAACAAUAACCUGGACGCUGGACGACGAGGCCAUUAUCAAGAACGGCAACCACCGGAUCAGCCAGAUUAUCACCUCGGACGGCAACGUUGUCAGUUACCUGAACAUCACCAACACUCUGGAGUGGGAUGGGGGCGUCUACCGCUGCACUGCCAACAACUCAGCCGGAGUCGUCCUGUACCAGGCUCGAAUAAACGUAAGAGGUCCAGCGAGCAUUCGGGCAAUGAAAAACAUCACAGCAAUAGCGGGACGGGACACGUAUAUUCACUGCCGCGUGAUUGGAUACCCAUACUACUCCAUAAAGUGGUACAAGAACUCCAACCUUCUUCCAUUCAACCAUCGGCAGGUGGCUUUUGAGAACAAUGGAACAUUAAAGCUGUCUGACGUGCAGAAGGAUGUGGAUGAAGGGGAAUAUAUGUGCAAUGUCCUCGUCCAGCCGCAGUUAUCCACCAGCCAAAGCGUGCACGUUACAGUGAAAGUGCCCCCAUAUAUCCAGCCAUUUGAGUCCCAAAGAUUUUCCAUCGGGCAACGAGUGUUCAUCCCAUGUGUUGUGGUCUCGGGGGAUCUACCAAUUACAAUCACGUGGCAGAAGGACGGGAGACCGAUCCCAGCAAGUCUUGGCGUCACCAUUGACAAUAUUGACUUCACCAGCUCUUUAAGGAUCUCUAAUCUUUCACUGAUGCACAAUGGCAAUUAUACCUGUAUCGCACGUAACGAUGCAGCCGCUGUAGAACACCAAAGCCAGUUGAUUGUCAGAGUCCCUCCUAGGUUUGUGGUCCAACCCACCGAUCAGGAUGGGAUUUUCAGAAAGGCUGUGAUCCUGAACUGCUCUGCCGAGGGUUACCCUGUGCCUACCAUUGUGUGGAAGUACUCCAAAGGUGCUGGAGUUCCGCAGUUCCAACCCAUCGCCCUGAAUGGACGCAUCCAGCUCCUUGUAAAUGGUUCCUUACUGAUUAAGCACAUCCUGGAGGAAGAUAGCGGAUAUUACCUCUGCAAGGUCAGCAAUGAUGUGGGAGCGGACGUCAGCAAGUCCAUGUAUCUCACGGUUAAAAUUCCUGCUAGAAUAAUUUCCUACCCAAAUACGACGCUGGCCACGCAAGGUCAGAAGAAAGAAAUGAACUGCACGGCACACGGGGAGAAGCCCAUCAUAGUGCGCUGGGAGAAGGAGGACCGCAUGAUCAAUUUCCCUGAAAUGUCCCGCUACCAGGUGUCUACAAAGGAAGUGGGAGAUGAAGUGCUCUCUAUACUGCAGAUUUUGCCAACUGUUCGGGAUGAUUCUGGCUUCUUUUCCUGUCAUGCAAUCAAUUCCUUUGGAGAAGAUCGAGGAAUUAUCCAGCUCACAGUGCAAGAGCCUCCAGAUCCUCCAGAAAUCGAGAUACGAGAGGUAAGAGCACGAAGUAUCGCCCUACGCUGGACCAUGGGGUUUGAUGGCAACAGUCCGAUCACAGGCUACGAUAUUGAAUGCAAGAACAAAUCAGACUCGUGGGAUUCUGUCCAGAGAACCAAAGAUGUCUCUCCUCAGCUAAACCAGGCCACCAUCAUCGACUUACACCCAUCUUCCACAUACAACAUCCGCAUGUAUGCAAAAAAUCACAUCGGCAAGAGCGAAGCCAGCAAUGAACUGACCAUCACCACCGAGGAAGCGGCACCUGAUGGGCCACCUCAGGAAGUUCAACUGGAUCCCAUCUCCUCCCAGAGCAUCAGGGUGACGUGGAAGGCCCCCAAGAAGCACCUACAGAACGGCAUUAUCCGCAGGUACCAGAUUGGAUUCCGGGAGUACAGUACAGGGGGCAAUUACCAGUUCGAUAUAAUCACUGUUGAUGCCACUGGUGACAGCGAGGUGUAUACUCUUGACAACCUUAAAAAGUUCACACAGUACGGAGUGGUGGUGCAGGCUUGUAACCGGGCCGGUACAGGGCCAUCGUCUCAGGAAAUUAUCGACACCACGCUAGAGGAUGUGCCCAGCCGCCCACCAGAGAAUGUCCAGGCAGCUGCAUCCACGCCAGAGACAAUAACCAUCUCUUGGUCUACACCUUCCAAAGAAGCCCUCAAUGGCAUUCUCCAAGGCUUCAGGGUCAUCUUCUGGGCAAAUCUUCUAGAUGGAGAACUUGGAGAUAUAAAAAAUGUAACCACAAUGCAGCCAUCUCUAGAGCUGGACGGACUGGAGAAGUAUACAAACUACAGUAUCCAGGUGCUGGCAUUCACCCGGGCUGGCGAUGGGGUGCGCAGCGAGCAAAUAUUCGUUAGAACCAAAGAGGAUGUUCCAGGUCCUACAGCUGGAGUCAAAGCUGCUGCCGCCUCUGCUUCCAUAGUCUACGUCUCCUGGCUUCCGCCCCUGAAACUGAACGGAAUUAUCCGGAAGUACACCGUCUUCUGCUCACAUCCGUACCCCACAGUAAUUAGUGAAUUUGAGGCUGCACCUGACUCCUUCUUUUACCGAAUACCAAACCUGAGCCGAAACAGACAGUACAGCGUUUGGGUGGUGGCGGUGACCGCUGCGGGCAGAGGAAACAGCAGUGACAUCAUCACCGUUGAACCAGUGGCUAAAGCUCCGGCUAGAAUUUUGACCUUCAGCGGCACGGUGACCACCCCCUGGAUGAGGGACAUCGUUCUGCCCUGCAAAGCUGUUGGGGAUCCAUCUCCGACAGUCAAAUGGAUGAAGGAAAGUAACGGGACACCCAGUCUAGUAAUGAAUGAUGGGCGAAGAAGCGUCUACAGCAACGGCAGUUUUAUCAUCCGCACGGUGAAAGCAGAGGAUUCUGGGUAUUACAGCUGCAUUGCCACCAACAGCUGGGGAACAGAGGAGAUUGUGCUAAAUCUGCAGGUUCAAGUGCCUCCUGACCAGCCGCGGCUCACUGUGUCCAAAAGCACCUCCUCAUCCAUCACCCUGUCCUGGAUACCUGGAGACAACGGAGGGAGCUCUAUCCGAGGUUACAUCCUUCAGUACUCGGAGGACAACAGUGAGCAGUGGGGCAGUUUCCCCAUCAGCCCCAGUGAACGUUCCUAUCGCUUGGAAAACCUGAAAUGCGGCACAUGGUAUAAAUUUACCCUAACGGCCCAGAAUGGAGUGGGACCGGGGCGCAUCAGUGAGAUCAUAGAGGCAAAAACCCUUGGGAAAGGUACUGGAGUCUUGUCCUGCCCAUCCAAUGCAGGAAAGCCCCAGUUUUCGAAAGAGCAAGAUUUGUUUGCCAGUAUUAACAGCACGCGAGUGAGGCUCAAUCUCAUUGGCUGGAAUGACGGCGGGUGCCCUAUCACAUCGUUUAACCUGGAGUACCGGCCGUUUGGCACCACGGUGUGGACCCUGGCGCAGAGGACAUCUCUGCCCAAGUCGUACAUCGUGUAUGACCUGCAGGAGGCAGUGUGGUACGAGCUGCAGAUGAGAGUGUGCAACAGCGCCGGGUGUGCAGAGAAACAGGCCAACUUUGCAACCCUAAACUACGAUGGCAGUACAAUCCCCCCACUCAUAAAGUCCAUUGUGACCAGCGAGGAGGGACUGUCCACCAACAAGGGGAUUAAAAUGCUGGUGACAAUUUCCUGCAUCUUGAUUGGCGUCCUCCUCCUGUUUGCUUUGCUGUUGAUUGUCAGGCGCAGGAGGCGAGAGCAGAGGCUGAAGAGGCUGAGAGAUGCAAAAAGUUUGGCGGAAAUGCUUAUGAGCAAAAAUACUCGGACGUCAGACACCUUGAACAAGCAGCAGACCCUGAGGAUGCACAUAGACAUUCCCCGAGCGCAGCUUCUUAUAGAGGAGCGGGACACCAUGGAAACUAUUGAUGACAGAUCUACAGUGCUAUUGACUGAUGCUGAUUUUGGAGAGUCAUCAAAACAGAAGUCGCUAACGGUAACUCACACAGUCCAUUACCAGUCCGUGUCGCAGGCUACUGGGCCCCUGGUAGAUGUCUCCGAUGCCCGUCCCGGAACAAAUCCAACCACAAGAAAAAAUGCAAAAGCUGGGCCGGUAACCCGCAACAGGUACGCCAGCCAAUGGACGCUGAACAGACCCCACCCCACCAUAUCUGCACAUACACUAACCACAGACUGGAGGCUGCCCACCCCUAGAGCCACCGGGUCAGUAGACAAGGAGAGCGACAGCUACAGUGUCAGCCCGUCACAGGACACAGACAGAGCCAGGAGCAGCAUGGUAUCCACGGAAAGUGCCUCAUCCACCUACGAAGAGCUGGCGAGAGCCUACGAGCAUGCAAAGAUGGAGGAGCAGCUGAGACACGCCAAGUUCACCAUUACAGAGUGCUUCAUAUCAGACACCUCCUCAGAGCAGCUGACUGCAGGGACUAAUGAGUACACAGACAGUCUGACCUCUAGCACACCCUCAGAGUCCGGGAUAUGCAGGUUUACUGCGUCACCCCCGAAACCCCUCGACGGAGGGAAGGUGCAGAACAUGGCAGCUCCCAAAGCACAUCGGCCAGGUGAUGUGAUGAACUUACCACCGUACCUUAGGAUGGACUUUUUAUUAAAUCGAGGUGCAUCAGGAACUAGCAGAGACUUGGGCUUAGGGCAGGCUUGCUUGGAACCUCAGAAAAGCCGAACCCUGAAGCGACCCACAGUUCUGGAACCAAUACCCAUGGAAAAUCCAUCAGCACGAGAAGUACAGUCGUGGCAGCCCAGUGCGGGGCCAGCGGCGGCAGCUGCACCAGUACCUCCGCGAGAGGCAACAGAGUUAGGACAGGCAGCUAAAAUAAGCAGUUCACAAGAAUCGCUGCUGGACUCACGGGGUCACUUAAAAGGAAACAACCCUUACACAAAAUCUUACACCCUGGUAUAACAAAUAAAAAAAUGCUUGUAAAUACUAACAAAACAAAAUGCAAAUCAAAGCUACCUUUUUCUACUGAAUUCCAACAUUUAUAAUUUAAAGAAAAGAUUUAAAAAAAAAAACAGGAUUGCCAAAAUAUUUAAGAGGAAUUUACAGACAGUGCAAAGACUCCAAUUCCGUCCCUUCAGAUCACCAAUGUAACAUUCAACUCUUCAAAGGAUUUGGGGGAUUUUUUUCUUUCAUGUUUGUACCAAUUUUCUACAAUCUGGUGCAUGAGAACAUUUUACUUGAAAAGUUCCAACACGCCCAAACCAGAGAGUAGACGAGAACAGAAAAGUGAGAUAUUCCAUUCCUUUUUAUUUAUUUUUUCGUUUUGUCUUUUAGCUUUUGUUAACUAAUACUAAUAAUUCAUUAUUUUGGUAACCUAGAGAGCUAUCAGAAAAGAUAGACUUUUUUUUUCAUUUAAAUUAUCAUUAACAAUUGGAUUUUGUCUUUUGAAAAAUAAAGGGUCUUCUGCCUUUCUGCUGUGAUGCCUGCUUUAAUUUGCCGGCUCAAUUACCUUUUUUUGGUUUGUUUACCAAUAGCUAGAAUAUGCACUAUACGAAGCUUUAAAAUAGAUUUCAUUUUCAAACCCGGCUUGCUGAUAUUCUGUAUGGUCAUGAGAAAGUAAUUUUAAUAAUACCUCCUUUUUAUUUAUCAGGGGAAUUUUCCAGCAUUGUUCUUAUGCGAAGUCAGACGUGAUGAAGGGCUAUCUUCAAAACAUUAAGGGCUCUUAUCCACAUACUGUACAUUCCCAAGUUAUAGCUAGUUAUUAUAUAACAUCACAUGGUCUAGGUUAAAACGGUUUCUUUGCUGUUCAAUGGAAAUUCAGUACCAUGAACACAUCAACAUUCGACUCAUGGGUUCACUUAUAGAAUGACAUUAACUGUGGAAUUUUAAAUAAGUAAGGCAGAACACACUUUGGGAUAGGAGGUAAAGCUUGCCUAGACUGAUAACCAUGUCUCUAUUUAAAGAGUAUACUUUGGUACUUAUUACCAAUGGUACAUUAAUGUGGGGGAUACAGUUUAAAACAUACAAAUAAAAUCAUGCGCGCACACAAUCUCUCAUUCCAGGCUAAUUUUAAUUCAAAUUCAUAUACAGUAAUAGUUUGGAUCAAGAAAACUCAAUUUCUAUUUUAUACAUUACAAUUGCUUUUUUUUAAUAGAUCUUAUAUUGGAAUAUUAUGUGCUGUUUUUUAUUGUUUCCAAAAGCUGACACACAAAAAAUCAAAAAGACCUGAAAAAUAGAAUUUUUAAUCUAAAACAGUAUUCAGGUAAUGUACAUCUGAAAACUGUUACUUCAGUUCUUAAUUACAAUACUACCAUAAAAUUAUUUAUAUAUGUCUUUAUAUGUCAUAAUCAACCAAGUAAUAUCAGAUUUUAAAAACCUUAUGAGCCAGUGUAAUGGACAAUGAUGUUUAGUGAGUUUAUUUCUAAUUCUAUAACUAUAAUUUACACAGAAAAAAAGAACUAUGGCUAAUGUAAGAGACUUUAUCUUAAAAAAUAUAAGUUGGCAUCUAAAUGAUAGUACUGAAUAUCCUAAAGCUAAUGAUGUACUGAAAUUUAUUUUUUAAAUCUUUUUACUAGUUCAGAAAAUUUAUAGAGCAUUAGAUAGAAUUAUAGAGAAUUUGAACAACAAGGCCCAAGACAUUGUGUAUAGAAAUGAAACCUCAAGCAAUGUAAGAUAUUAAAAAAAAGGGAGUGGGAGUAUUGAAAACAACAGAUAUAAUUAAAGUGCACAAAGAAGAGUAUUGUGGACAAAGUUGGGCUCAACCCUACAGGGCAUAACUCAAAAUUGAGCAUCUUAAACAUCCCUAUAAGUAGACCCAUUCGGCCAAAAGAGGUUGACCAGUACUCUGUAGCAUCUAAGGAAUUAGGUCAAAUUUCGAUAUAAAUAAUAGGAAGUAAUCUCAAAUAUCUGCAAAAUUUUAUUUUGUGUGGUUGAGUCAGAUAUGUCAUUUUUAAAUGACACACGAUUACACAAUAUUUAAAAAUAGUUAUUAUCUUCACAUUAAAAGCCAUUGGUAUAGUUGAAUACACGUAGUGAAUAGUUUGAGUUUAUGGAGAAUUGAUUCAUGAAUUCUUUUCCAAAUAUACAAUAUAUGUGUUUCAUAGGUACUGUACAGAUAAUAAAAGUAAGAAAACUCAAAUUAGCAUAGAUUUUGUGUUGAAAUUAAAAGAUUAUUUUUUGAAUAUAUGGUUUUGAAUUGUUGAAAUAUAUAUUUUCCUUAAAGGAAAAAUAACAACGCCACACACAUCAGUUCAAACUAAAUAGUCAAUUAAGCUCCGAUAUGCUGCACUCUUAAUACAAUAGUAGUUUUUGCCUGCAUAUGAAAUAUAAUUAAAAUAUGUUUGAUAAAAAAAUUAUUAGGAAUUUUAAUGGUUAGUACAACAUUGUUAUUUUUGAAAUAAUAUUGACAUUUUCAAACAAAAAAGCUUACAUCUAAUGUUAUUGAUUUAUGCGAUUACUGUUAAUUUUAAUUAAAUGUAUCAUAGGAGAGGCAUCUUGCAAAUAAUAUUUAAAAUAUCAUUAAACAUGUU
This is a messenger RNA of Pseudophryne corroboree (corroboree frog), 9306 nucleotides long. It is a transcript of the gene DSCAM, whose product is annotated as DS cell adhesion molecule. Gene Ontology annotation, cellular component: axon; plasma membrane. The transcript has 33 exons. The record is from RefSeq and is a predicted model, not a curated record. Gene Ontology annotation, biological process: homophilic cell-cell adhesion; dendrite self-avoidance; axon guidance. Bases 671 to 6739 code for a protein of 2022 amino acids. Gene Ontology annotation, molecular function: cell-cell adhesion mediator activity. NCBI's taxonomy places the organism in Eukaryota, Metazoa, Chordata, Amphibia, Anura, Myobatrachidae.